AGGCAUUGAUUUUGAUCGCUUCGAAGAGACGGAGAGGAAAGUCUUUCUAUAGGAGUUUUCUUUUCUUUCUUAUUUGAAAAAUUGCAGUAUAUCAGUACUAUUUUGAAGAAUUCAGGAGGUGGGCUUGUUGUAGUCUGAGGACUCUUUUAUGAGAUUUCUCUUACUAUUACAUGGAAGAAUCCAAUAGUGAGAACUUGAUGGCUCCCAAAAACAAGUCCAACAUUUCGUUUGAUAAAAAAAGUUCAAUCUACCGCGGAGUUACUAGGCAGAAAUGGACAGGGAGAUAUGAAGCUCAUCUGUGGGACAACAGCUGCCCAAUAGAGGGUCAUACUCGUAAGGGUAAACAAGUCUAUCUCGGCGGAUUUGAUCAGGAGGAAAAAGCAGCCAGAGCUUACGAUCUGGCAGCUCUGAAGUAUUGGGGGCCAUCAAUUUUGACAAACUUUCCGAUAGAAAAUUAUGAGACAGAGUUGAAAGAGAUGAAGAACAUGUCAAAGCAAGGAUAUAUUCAAUCUAUUAGGAGGAGUAGCAAUGGCUUUUCUAGGGGGAGAUCAGCCUACCGCGGAGUGACACGACAUCAUAACAAGGGAAGGUGGCAGGCUAGGAUUGGGAAGCAUGAUGGGAACAAAGAUUUGUAUCUUGGAACAUUCACCAGUCAGGAAGAGGCAGCCGAGGCUUAUGACAUUGCUGCCAUCAAAUUCAAAGGAGAAAACGCUGUUACAAACUUUGACACAAGCAGAUAUGAUGUAAAAGCCAUAAUGAACAGCACGCUACCUGUAGAAAGGAAAGAAAAGGGAGCUAGAAUCGAAGUAGAAGAUAAGGAAAGUAAUGGGGACAAAUAUGAUUUUCCAUCCAAUAUGUUUGGCUUAAGGCCUACAACCAUUACUGUGGAAAGCAAUGGGAAAAUAUCUUCUCGCACAGACUGUAUUGCACCCACAGCUAUUAAUUGGAGAACUAUGGCAACUACCCAUGGACUGGUGAUGGGAGGUUCCUCUCUUCCAUCACACAGUUCACUAGAAGCUUUUGGAAACAUGCUGUCUUUGGGUACCUUCACAUUCUGCUCUCCUGGGCAGUCCUCAGGACUUGUGAGAGGUGUUCACGAGAACACAAUGCCUGAUAGCAACUGGAUAACAUCCUCCCUUCAGGAUUCAGAAAGUGCGCCUAGUGCAGGAGCAGCAUGUCAACCUCCUAUUAUGUUCAAUAUCUGGGGUGAUACAAGAAUGUCAAAAUCAUAGUAUUUUGAAAUUUUACAGUAUAUCUAACCUUUCAAGAUUUCUCGACAUUUUGUAUUUUUCAGAGUGUGCUGUCUUAAACUUGUCUUCUGAACACUUUAAAACUUAUUUUACAUUUUGAAGACCUCGAUCUGAUCCGUUCAAAUAUAUCUAAUGUCGGAGGAGCUUUCUCUCCUCAUUAUGUUGCAGGUUGAACUUUCAAGAAAAGCAAAGUUUUUGGACCCAUUUUGUUGUGACUUCCCUCCCCCGUCUAGUGAGGCCUGUUCCUUAGGAAUAUUUAGUGUGAGAGAAGCUUUCUCUUCAUUUUAUGCAAUAUGUUGAACACUCUUGUAAUGCAAAGUUUAGAACUAUAUUGUUGUCACCUCUUUUCACUGUGUGCUUUGUAUAAAGGGUGAA
Cryptomeria japonica (Japanese cedar) is the source of this 1625-nucleotide messenger RNA. Its product is annotated as AP2-like ethylene-responsive transcription factor AIL5. The record is from RefSeq and is a predicted model, not a curated record. The transcript has 10 exons. NCBI's taxonomy places the organism in Eukaryota, Viridiplantae, Streptophyta, Pinopsida, Cupressales, Cupressaceae. Gene Ontology annotation, molecular function: DNA binding; DNA-binding transcription factor activity. The coding region runs from base 171 to 1232 and encodes 353 amino acids. Gene Ontology annotation, biological process: regulation of DNA-templated transcription.